Molecule: messenger RNA, 2277 nt
Organism: Wasmannia auropunctata (little fire ant)
Lineage: Eukaryota; Metazoa; Arthropoda; Insecta; Hymenoptera; Formicidae
Product: cysteine-rich protein 2-binding protein-like
Molecular function (GO): acyltransferase activity, transferring groups other than amino-acyl groups
Source: RefSeq, a predicted model, not a curated record
UUGCAACAACGAUUGAAAGGUUAAGUCAGGAGGUUAAGAGUGACACGAUGUUUACGAUUACAGAGAUGGACACAUCUUCGCCUGCUUUUGCUUUUCUAUCCUAUUCAUGAAAAAUAUGUAAAAGGGCAGUGUGAAAAGAGAGAAGGAAAGAACACGAAUUCGAAUUUAGGACAGCUUUGUUCUAUAGUCGUCUAUAUAGAGAAGAGAGGUUAGAUUUUUUUGCAACGCAAACUAACCUCGUUCUAAAACUUGUAGUGAUUACAAUAGGUUAAAAUGUCAAAAGUUGUGGAAAAGUUGACGAUAAAUUCGCAAGAGUCGAGUGAAGCCGAGAGUAUCGAAAAAUGCAAGAAUUGUGGAAAAGCUUGCGAUCCUUACGAUAAACCAACAUUGCGUUGUAGCGGCGGAUGCGACAAAAGGAUACACAUGGCCUGUUUAAAAAGAGGCACCGUACCAAUUUCUUUCGUAGGAGAUGUUUUUUUCGAACUUAAUUGUGCCUCUUGCAGUCCACUAGGCGAGGAAACGGUUGUACGCGAUAGAAUGCCAUGGCUCAAUGUCAUUGUCUUGACGCUUUACAAUCUGCGUGAAAAGUCGAGCGGCAUUAGUAGAAGAGGGUAUUUUCAUUGGAAGUCGGAUAUCACUACUUUUGUGGAUAGAAAUUGGGAUUUCUUAUUUAAGAAGACUGUGAAAAGGAAGAAAAAUUGGAUCGGCACCAUAUCUGGUACAUUGUCCCAUUACAGUGGCAUCUUUUUCAAAUCUGGCACCAAUGAAUUAGGAGAGUCUGGAUGGUGGAAGCUAUUGGGCAGUGAUCCUCCUGAAAUUUUGAUCGCCAAAAAUAAUAAAAUGCUAAUGGAUAGAAAAAAACACGUCGGUGCAAAAUUACCUUGCAAGCCAUUGGACAGUCCUGCGCCCUCAGAUUCCAGUCUCUCGAUCGGAGAAGAUAGCAACUGUAGUGGAGAAUUAUUUAAACAUAAAGGUUCCUCAAUGUAUUCCCAUGCGUACGUUCAACCUACAGAGACACUAUCUGAUUUUUUAUUGGAAGAAGAUGAGCCAAAUGAUAUUGAACUCGAGGAUGAUUUAAUGUUGCGCGACGAGAACGAUGUUGCAUCUAUAUCUGAUUUAAUACGCGACUGUCAAUAUGAAAGCAACAAUUUUCAUUUGGCACAGCUAAUGGAUAACUGCGACUGGUUAUGUAAUACGAGUACAUUCUCGCUAAAUUGUAGUGGCGACGAAAUUAAAAGAAUUAAGGAAGAGGAAUAUGAGGAAGAUGGUAAUCAUAGUCCCAUUUCCACACAAGAACAACCUCCUGUUUCUUUAUUUAAGGAAACAAAGCGCCGCCAACGACCUUGGUCUAAAUCGUUUGUUACCAAUGAAAAAAUACCACGCAUGACUCGUCAAGAAGAAGCAUAUUUAUUGCAAAGGAUCAGUAAGACUAAUCUUGACCAAGCCCCGCCCGCUAUUAGGAGAUUGUACAGAAAAUUAGCAGUGCGAAAAACGAAAAGAGAAUAUCGGCUUCCUCUGUUGGACGUUGAUUGUUCCGAAUCUAAAUCGGGGGCUUUCGUGACACCAUUGAGGAACAACGAUCGGGUGUUGGAUCGAUUUUUUAGUGAUGAUCUAGGAUGUAUUUUCGAACAGAGAUUGCAGGGUAACAACGAACCUACAUCUGUACACAGCCCAUACACGAAUAGACUUUUGAAGCCAUUUAUAAGGCGAGAUACUUGUUGUCAGCCGUUAUGGUUAAGAAUCAUGGAUGAAUUAUGUAUGAAAGUAAACGGAGAUGAUCCACAAUGGAAACCGUCGUCCAGAGCAUCCAUCGAUUAUUCUUACAUCAGACCGCAACAUGUUCCGGCAAUCAACAGUCUCUGUUGUCAAUUUUUUUGGCCUGGUAUAGAUUUGACCGAAUGUUUGCAGUAUCCAGACUUUACGUGCGUAGUACUGUAUAAAAAAUUGGUCGUAGGUUUCGCGAUACUAGUACCAUACGUUGGCUACAACGAAGCCUACAUCUCAUUUCUUUUAACACGUCCGGAAUGGCGAAAGUCUGGCAUCGGCACCUUCAUGUUGUACCACUUGAUACAAACCUGCAUGGGACAAGAUGUUACGUUACAUGUAUCGGCCACGAAUCCUGCUUUGAUAUUAUAUCAAAAGUUUGGUUUCAAAGUGGAAGAGUUUGUUCAGGAUUUUUAUGACAAAUAUAUGCCGUCGAAUUCGCGAGAAUGUAAACAUGCUCUGUUUUUACGGUUAAGCAGAUAAUCUUGAUUAAUAAAUUGUGGUUGAACUCGA